UCUGGCUAGACUGACCCAGGCUCGGCUGACUGACUUCUGACGCCCAACAAUGCACAACGCGCCACAAAAGUUAGAGAAACUAUCUUUACGCACGGGGCUCACGGUGAGGGGACUCAGGAACGACAGCAGCUGUGCGCCCCUGGGUCAGGCUACAAGUGUUGGUUUCUUUGCAUCCCUGUGGAAAGUCAUUUGAAGAGUCAGGAGGAGACAUGAGCAGCCUCGCCGCAGUGCCAGAGGAGAUCCAUUAGUCUGUCAGUGUUGGAUUUACCAAAGCUCAGAAGGCUUACAGCUGGAAUCUGUUCAGUUCUUUACAGUUUCUGACAGUUUUGCCCUCAAUAGCAUAACUAGGUGGUUUGAACAAUUAUUGGAUAAUAACCUACGCUGGAAAGUCACUUUUUGGAGACAUUGGAUCUGAAUUACGCACGGAAUUCCUCUAACAAAUGACAGCUUCUAAGUGGUUUGUUGCUCUCCCACUUCAUCCCCUCAGCUCCCUUUAUCACAGUGAUCAACCGUAUCACCCCCUUCACCAGGUUAGACGCGGGGAGUGAAAGCCUCGCUGUCUCUUCCAGUGAGCCAGCGUGCGGCCGCGGGCCACCUGGCCGAGGAUGUGGGGAGGAGGAUUCCCGAUGUCUGUCACCGUGAUUGUGACUCUGCUCCUGGUCAUUAUCGACGUGAAAGCUAGCGGGGAGUUUUGCCACGGCUGGCACGACUCCCAGGGAGUGUGGAAAGAAGGGUUCCAGUGCCCGGAGAAGAUCGACGGAGAGGACGCGAUCAUCUGCUGCGGGAAAUGCGAACUGCGCUACUGCUGCUCCAGCACUGACGCACGGCUGGAUCAGGGGAGCUGCGACAACGACCGGCAGGCUCAGGAGCCCGGGACAGAGACCAAAGAGAACAAGGACUCCGGUGCAGUGCCCAUCUAUGUGCCUUUCCUGAUCGUGGGCUCGGUGUUUGUAGCUUUCAUCCUGGUGGGAUCUGUGGUCGCCGUGUGCUGCUGCCGCUGCCUCCGACCCAAACAGGAACUGUCAUCAGGAGGUGCGACGGGAGGCGGGGCCAGCAGCGGGCGCCUCUUGGAAACCAUCCCUAUGAUGGCCAGCACGUCCAGAGGCUCAUCAUCCCGCCAGUCCAGCACAGCCACCUCAUCCAGCUCCUCUGCCCCACCCGCUGCUCCUCGCCCUGCUCCCCCUCCUCUCAUGCGGGCUCAGGCCUCUUGCUGCCUGCCGCCUGACGCCAGCGUCUUUGUCAACAUGCCCACCAAUUUCUCUGUACUCAACUGCCAGCAGGCCACUCAAAUCAUGCCUCACCAGGGACAGUUCCUGCACCCGCAGUACAUCGGCUAUGCUCACCCUGUGACCCCUACCCCAGCCUUCCUGGACCCAACCCAGGGAGGAUACAGACCCCUCCAGUCCCCCUGCCCUCCUCCCACCGCAGGGUCCAGUGUCACCAGUGACCAGAAAUACCCUCCAGUGACAGUGUGAUGAGGGGCCAACAUGCAGACCACUCUGCCACUUUUUCUUUUUGUUGUGAAGACUAACUUGUAACCUGUGAGGGCUGCGCCAGAGACCUUUUGGGGACGCUGCCAGAGUGGAAAAAGAAAAGGCAGGGAGUCAAACUCACAUGAAGGACUCAUAAAGCCAUUGCUGGCAGCAGGGCCUGCCCUACUAUUGUGUGUGGUGUGUGUCUGUUUAGUGUGUCAUAUGAUCUCUUGCCAAGCUGGAAUGAGCUAAGCUCAGCCUAUGAUGGGGUAAGAUGGAUGAAUAAACAAUUUUCUGUCUUGAUGCAAAGAUUAAACUGCAUAUUGGAGAGUUACACAGCCCAGAUGGGUGAUAAUGCACAGCUAAUUGUAGCCUGCAGCUUAAAUAAAGACUGUGCAUGUGUUUGUGUUUGCAUGUAUGUGUAUGGGAGAGUGGAGAAAAGGUUUGUUGGCUUGUAUCUGCUUGAAUGAGUGAUGACUGGAUGAUUUAUAACAGUGCACUGUAUGAAAAGUGGCUAUUCAAGCAAAAAAAAAAAAAAAAAAAAAAAUAAGUCAUGACCACAUGCUGUGUUUAUGCCAUGUGCAUAUCUGCACUUGUCAGCGGUUGUGAGUGGUUUAUACAAUACAGUAUAUGUUUGUGUUGAAAGUAUGAGGAAAGAAAGUAUGUGAAAAGAUGUUUGUACAGUAUGUGUGUGAGUUUGGGAGAGUGCGCGAAGUGUGGGGGGAUGUGGUCGUAUGAGUAACUGUGAGUGAACUGUGUGUAAUGGGAAAUGCAGGUGGUGUGAUGUGAAAGGCAGUUGCAAUCUCCCUGUAGACCAUUUAAACUCUAAUGAAGUGAACACAAGACACAGACUGUGACGCUCCACCCUACUACACAACCUCCCUCCUGCCACCCAAAAAAGAAAAAAAAAAAAACACAAAAACAUCUGCCCCAACUGCCCUGAACGGAAACACACAGGCGCAAAAGAAAAGUUUCAUGCAAGGCUGGCAGUUAAUGUUCCUGAGUAGUGUGAGUGUGUGACAGAGAAGGAGUGAGAGGCAGCUCUCUGAAGAUUGCAGAGUUAAUUAUACAGUCAAAACUCUGCCAAAUGCCCCUUCACUUUUUUCCUGUGAGAGGUGUGUGUGUGCGCAUGUGUGUGUGUAUUUAACACUCCCACAGUUCAGUGCAUUAGUAGAGGGCAUGGGCAGCUCCAGGGCAGCUUUGAGUCAUUAUUUUCCACUUGAGGAAGGCACAGAAAUGGCGGUUAUUAGUUGUUAAAAAAAAAAAACAAACAAAAAAAAACAAUAAAAGAGUUCUGAGUACGGUUGUGCACUUGGGUCACAGGUAACUCACAAUUAACAGUAAUAUGCAACUUGAGGAAUGUGCUGCUCCAUUGAGUGUGCAGCCUGAGAUGCCCCAUGCAGUAGUACUGAAACCAGUAUGUCCGUGUACCUCAUCUGUACUCCAAGCACAAUGUCUGUAAGAUACACUAGGCAGCUUGUGUGUGACAAAGUAUCUGUAAAAUGGUGGAUGAAAUUUGGUCCAAUGUGUUUGCUCCCCUCUGUGAAACACAGCAAUAUGAUGCAGGAGUGACACUUUUCAUAUGAAUUCUAAAAAAAAAAAAAAAAAUUACAAUA
Messenger RNA from Toxotes jaculatrix (banded archerfish), 3088 nucleotides. Its product is annotated as protein shisa-2. The record is from RefSeq and is a predicted model, not a curated record. Lineage: Eukaryota; Metazoa; Chordata; Actinopteri; Toxotidae. The transcript is spliced from 2 exons. Bases 606 to 1475 code for a protein of 289 amino acids.